Messenger RNA from Olea europaea var. sylvestris, 1738 nucleotides. Its product is annotated as E3 SUMO-protein ligase SIZ1-like. The coding region runs from base 66 to 1298 and encodes 410 amino acids. Gene Ontology annotation, molecular function: SUMO ligase activity. Lineage: Eukaryota; Viridiplantae; Streptophyta; Magnoliopsida; Lamiales; Oleaceae. The record is from RefSeq and is a predicted model, not a curated record. Gene Ontology annotation, biological process: protein sumoylation. The transcript has 11 exons.
UUCUGAUUUGUCUUCAAUUUGGCUUCGUGUAGGACCUAGUUGAUCGGAUAUUAGCCAUCCUCACUAUGGACAAAGUUUCAGGAUUUCAUGCCACAAAAAAUGCUGCGGGGAAAGAGGUAGUAGCAAAGCUUGUGGAUGAUACUUACAGGAAAAUGUAUGUUUCUGGGGUAGCUGAUUUACCAUCAAACUCACUAGGUGUUUCAGACGGCAGUAAUGCAAAACUUGAAGAGGAAACUGAAGAUCCUAUUCAAAUGGCUAAGAUCCGCUGCCUCUGUAGAAGCACAUUAGCUACUGAUCCGAUGAUCAAAUGUGAAGAUCCUACGUGUAAUGUCUGGCAGCAUAUAGCAUGCGUGGUGAUUCCUGAGAAACGCAAGGAUGGUGUUCUACCAAAUCCCCCAGAGCUUUUUUACUGUGAAAUUUGUAGACUGAAUCGUGCAGACCCUUUCUGGGAGACAAUUUCACAUCCUUUACAUCCUGUGAAGUUGACUAUCACAGAUGUUCCUACAGAUGGCUCAAAUCCUGUUCAGACCGUUGAAACAACAUUUCAACUAACAAGGACGUCCAUGGCCUUGUUAUUGAAAAAGGAAUUUGAUGUUCAGGCUUGGUGUAUGCUUCUUAAUGACAAGGUGCCAUUCCGGAUGCAGUGGCCACAGUAUGCAGACCUACAGCUCAAUGGUGUACCGAUGCAGGCAAUAAACAGACCUGGCUCACAAUUAUUAGGAGCAAAUGGUCGAGAUGAUGGACCUGUUAUUACAGUAUGCACCAGAGAAGGAAUUAAUAAGAUAUCCUUAACAGGACGUGAUGCUCGUGUAUUCUGUUUAGGAGUCAGGAUGGUAAAACGGCGUACUCUGCACCAGGUUCUCGACAUGAUUCCUAAAGACACCGAAGGUGAGAGUUUUGAAGAUGCAGUUGCUCGUGUUCGCCGUUGUGUUGGUGGUGGGACCACAAAAGAAAAUGCUGAUAGUGACAGUGAUAUUGAAGUGGUUGCUGACACUGUUCCUGUCAAUCUUCGUUGUCCUGUAAAAUCUGUUGUCAAGGAAAAUCAUAUGGCCAGACUUGCCGAAUUUAUCCCCAUGCAUGUAUGUCGAAGAACUAGAACUGAUGCCUGGGUUGGAGAUAGGAUUUUUGAUAGUGAGAACCUUCACUUGCUCUCACUUUUUCUUUUCCUGUUUCCCUUGAUUUUGAUAAUUGACUAUUGUUUUCAUUCUGGAGACAUUAUCUCAGUAGAAAUUAAGCUUUUCAGUGAAUGUCUUUUAUGCAUUCUUUUAGUUUUAUUCACCUUACGAAAAUGUAGGUGACGACAGACGAUCAUAGACAAGAACUAGAAUUGUAGAUGAAGGGGAAAAGGAAGAGAGAGUGGAGAAGAAUAGAAGGGAGGGGGAGAGAGAAAGAGAAAGGGUAUAGUCUUUAUUCAAUAAUCAAGUCUAAAGGGUAUAGUCUUUAUUCAAUAAUCAAGUCUAACUUUUACAGUGAGAAACCCUUCUCACUUGUACUAAAAAUCUCUAACAAACUAUGGAAACUACUUAAUAACAACAACAACAACAACAACAACAUGGAAAAUCCAUCUAAAUAAUUGUAAAAUAACUCAUAUUAAUUUCUAUAGCAAGUCUUCGAUAGAUAGUCUUCUAAUAGUAUCUCGAGGAUCUCUAUCAGCAGGCUACUGUAUGCUUAAAGAAAUAAUUCUAGCCAUUGAGAAAAAAACUUAUUAUAUCCAGGAAAAUGUCAAUGUGUAAUCUCU